AUCGCCUGCUGUAUGACUCAAAUGUAUCUCAACUAUGCAUUAUUACCCAAAAUAGGUUAGGACACGUAAGCCGUUCGAUUUAAUUGGCCAUAUGUAGCCGAACAGCCCCACCGCUCAGAAAUUAAAAGCGAAGCGCGCUUUUUUGACAACCUUUCUUCUAUAAUUCUUUCUCUUAUCGAAAAAAAGAUAUUAAAUGGACACUUCAGUAGCAGAUCAGCAGCAACAUCUAUCUUCGAUCCUAUCCACAUUGCCGGCCACAAUCCCUCCCACAAGCCGUAUCAACUUUCUCCGCAAUUGGUGGCAACGAUCGGAUCACACCUCAUCCAUUGCCGAAGCCCGUUUGCUGCAUCGAAUUCCACUUUAUGCCGCGCAACUACCACUUAUCGGUCGGGCAGUUAGAGUUCCUCUGGACGAUCGCUCAGCAGACCUAGGUGAAAAAGGCGCACGGCUUGUUAAUACGCUCCACCUGCGGGCCAGCGAUAAGGAGGAUUUUAAACUCGAUACUCAAGCGGAUAUGAAAACUUUCACGCAAGGCAUACAGAGAGGUGGAACCCAAAACUUGGUCUUAUGUCAUGGUUACGGCGCAGGUUUGGGCUUCUUUUAUAGAAAUUUUCAAGCAUUAGGUCAAAUACCCGAUUCACAGCUUUUUGCCAUUGAUUGGUUGGGUAUGGGCAGAAGCUCAAGACCAAAGUGGACAAUCAAUCCAAAAAGAAACCAAACGUGGGACGAGGUCAUCGAUGAAGUUGAGGAGCACUUUGUUGAAUCAUUAGAGGACUGGCGUAAACGGAUCGGGCUAGAGACCAUGACAUUGAUGGGACAUUCACUUGGUGGUUACUUUGCAACAUGUUACGCUCUCAAAUACCCCAAACGCGUCGAAAAGCUCGUUCUUAUUUCUCCAGCUGGUAUCGCAAAAGCACCUCCAGAACAACAAGAGCCUGCUGCCGACCAGAAUGCGACUCCACAGCAGGUCAUUGACAAAGACGCGGCUGAACUCAAUGCAAAACUGCAAGCUGGUGCAGAAACAUUGGACGAUGCUGCCACCAAAACCGACGAUGACUCUGAUUCGGAGCCGCCGCAACCUCGACGAAAACUUCCUGCUUGGGCCAAGUAUCUGUGGGAUAAAAACGUUACGCCGAUGAGCAUUGUCCGCACCGUUGGUCCUUUCGGUGCAAGCUUGGUCAAUUCUUACACUUCACGAAGAUUCGCACAUUUGGAUACACCUGAACGAUAUGAUCUUUAUGAUUAUAUAUACAAUAUCACUGCAUCUACUGGAUCAGGCGAGUAUGCUUUGGCAGCAGUCUUGAAGCCUGGCGCAUUCGCUCGACGCCCGCUGUUUGACAGAUUGGCCCAGUUGAAGAUGCCUACAGUUUUCGUUUACGGUGAAUGGGAUUGGAUGGAUUAUAAGGCCGCUGAACAGGCAAAAGUGCACAUGAAGGUUCCUGUUAAAAUAUUGCGCGUCAAAUAUGGAGGUCAUCAUAUGUAUUUGGACAACCCAGACCAGUUCAAUGAAAUGAUGACAAAGGAACUAGGACAGUAAAUUCUUCUUUUUUUAUCCAGAUACACACACACACACACCUAGAAUUUCCAAGAGUUGUACAUACCGCAUUCUUAGUAUAUUGCUUUAACUCGUCUUUUGCUUUUGUUCCCCUUAUAUUUACGCGAAUAAGCUUUGUAAACUUUUUUUUCUUCAAUAAAACAUACGUUCGAGCUACCAUACGUCGGAGGAAGGGAUCUCAAAGAAAUGUAACCAUUCCAUCAUUGUGUGGACAGUUCAUCC
Molecule: messenger RNA, 1777 nt
Organism: Zychaea mexicana
Lineage: Eukaryota; Fungi; Mucoromycota; Mucoromycetes; Mucorales; Lichtheimiaceae
Product: Alpha/Beta hydrolase protein
Exons: 8
Coding region: 194-1537 (447 amino acids)
Source: RefSeq, a predicted model, not a curated record